CAACAUUUUGUUAUUUUAGCCUGCAAAACCCAAAAAUCCCAUGAUAAAAAAUGUCAGCUUCAACUUCACCCGCCUUACCUCUUCCCCUCAGUUCCGCCACUAUCCACACUACUCUCCUCCCAUUUCUUUCCUCCUCUUCCACUUCUCUCUACCACCUCAAACAAGUGCAUGCCCAAAUAUUGCGCUCCAGUCUCUCCCCCUCCAUUCUUCUCAAACUCAUUCUCUCGUCAUCUUCCUCCAUCUCCAGCCUUGAAUAUGCCCUUUCCGUCUUCACCCACCUUCCUACUCCUCGCCCUGCUCUCUCCAACAAAUUCUUGCGGGCUUUAUCUCGUAGUUCGAAACCUGAAACUGUCCUUUUAGUCUAUGAAAAGAUACGGGAAGAUGGCUUAUUCGGCGUGGAUAGGUUUAGCUUGCCCCUGCUGUUAAAAGCAGCUGCGAAGGUCUCUGCUUUGAAUGAGGGGAUGGAGAUUCAUGGAGUUGCGACUAAGUUGGGAUUUGAUAAAGACCCGUUUGUACAAACAGGUUUAAUGAGUUUGUACUUGGCAUGUGGAAAGAUUUUGGAGGCACGAUUGGUGUUUGAUAAAAUGUCUUACCGAGAUGUUGUUACCUGGAGCAUCAUGAUUAAUGGGUACUAUCAAAAUGGACAUUUUGAUGAGGCCUUGAAAUUUUUUGAAGAGAUGAAAAGCUCUAAUGUCCAGCCAGACAAGGUGGUUCUCUCAACCAUAAUAUCAGCUUGUAGUCGAGCUGGAAAUUUAAGCUAUGGAAAAGCAGUCCAUGAUUUCAUUAUUGAAAAUAAUAUUGAGGUUGACCCUCAUCUGGAGAGUACACUUAUCUUUAUGUAUGCAAAUUGUGGUUGCAUGGAUAUGGCCAAAGAAUUAUUUUUUAAGAUGUCAUCUAGAAACUUGGUUGUUUCAACCGCCAUGGUUUCUGGCUAUUCAAGAGUUGGAAAUGUUAAAGACGCGCGCUUGAUUUUUGACGAAAUGGACAAAAAGGACUUGGUCUGCUGGAGCGCAAUGAUAUCUGGUUAUGCUGAGAGUGAUCAGCCUCAAGAAGCUCUUAAUCUGUUUAACGAAAUGCAAGCCUUAGGGAUAGAACCAGAUGAAGUUACCAUGCUGAGUGUAAUCUCAGCUUGCGCUCAUCUCGGUGUGCUAGAUCAAGCCAAAAGGAUCCAUAUGUUUGUUAACGAGAGUGGGUUUGGAGGAGUUUUACCAGUCAACAAUGCCCUCAUUGAUAUGUAUGCCAAAUGCGGAUGUUUGGAAGCAGCAAGAGCAGUUUUUGAAAAGAUGCAAAGAAGAAAUGUGAUAUCUUGGACUAGUAUGAUAAAUGCCUUUGCUAUCCAUGGGGAUGCCAAUAGUGCUCUAAACUUUUUUCAUCGGAUGAAAGAUGAAAACAUUGAACCUAAUGCGGUAACAUUUGUAGGCGUGUUGUAUGCUUGUAGCCAUGCAGGUCUAGUAGAAGAGGGCCAGAAAAUUUUUGCAUCAAUGAUUAAUGACUAUAACAUCUCUCCUAAACAUGAGCACUACGGUUGCAUGGUAGAUCUAUUCGGUCGUGCUAAGUUCCUAAGAGAAGCACUCAAUCUCGUUGAGACAAUGUCUUUGCCACCUAAUGUCGUCAUUUGGGGUUCUCUAAUGGCUGCUUGUCGUGUUCAUGGAGAGACUGAAUUAGGGGAAUUUGCUGCUCAAAGGUUGCUUGAGUUGGAGCCAGGUCAUGAUGGAGCGCUUGUUCUAUUAUCAAACAUUUAUGCCAAAGAAAAAAGGUGGCAAGAUGUUGGGCAAAUAAGAAACUUGAUGAAACAAAGAGGUAUAUUUAAAGAGAGGGGAUGCAGUCGGAUAGAAUUGAGCAAUGGAGUGCAUGAGUUUUCAACGGCAGAUAGAAAACAUAAACAAGCAGAUCUGAUCUAUGAGAAGUUAGAUGAGGUGGUGGGGAACUUGAAGUUUGUUGGUUAUUCUCCUGAUACUAGUGUUGUUUUAGUUGAUAUAGAAGAGGAAGCAAAAAAUGAAGUAGUUUUAUGGCAUAGUGAGAAGCUAGCUCUUUGUUAUGGGCUUAUAAGCCAGGGAAAAGGAUCGUGCAUCCGCAUAGUCAAGAAUCUUAGGAUUUGCGAGGACUGCCAUAAUUUCAUGAAGUUGGUCUCGAAGGCUUAUGAAUUAGAGAUCAUUGUCAGAGAUAGGACACGAUUUCACCGCUACAAAGAUGGUGUAUGCUCUUGUAAUGACUACUGGUGAUUUUUCUUUUUCAAUCUUAUUUAAUAUAUGGUUGUUGAUACUUAAAACAUUUUAUAUCCAAGAACUGUAAAUUUUCUGUUUUUGAAGGAAACAUGUGUAUGAACGUUAAAAGUUUUGGAGAUGAUUUCACUAUUACAAAGAUUGUAUGCUCUUGCAAUGACUACUGAUCAA
Messenger RNA from Jatropha curcas, 2393 nucleotides. RefSeq names its product Pentatricopeptide repeat (PPR) superfamily protein. Gene Ontology annotation, molecular function: zinc ion binding; protein binding; RNA binding. NCBI's taxonomy places the organism in Eukaryota, Viridiplantae, Streptophyta, Magnoliopsida, Malpighiales, Euphorbiaceae. The record is from RefSeq and is a predicted model, not a curated record. Gene Ontology annotation, biological process: RNA modification.